GCUUCGGCCCAACCUGGCGCCUCCCUCUCGGUCUAGCCGUCUAGGCUUCGAAUUCGACCCUCCUCUGCAAGAAAGAACGCAACCACUUCAUUAGCGGCGACGGCGAGGGCUCAAGGCUCGACCGAGGACGGCGGAGGGACAAAAAAUCAAAUCUUGAGAUGGCGUGGCAGCAAGGCAUGAACGGAUCCCACGCUGCGAGCGGGAGCCAGGCGCCGGCGGUCGGAGGAGGAGAGAGGCAGCAUACACAGUAUCCUUAUGUGACUGGUACUUCGGUCAUUGCCUUGAAAUACAAGGAUGGUGUGAUCAUGGCAUGUGACACUGGAGCCUCCUAUGGGUCAACUUUACGAUACAAGAGUGUGGAACGCAUUAGGGCAGUUGGCAAGCAUAGCCUUAUUGGAGCAAGUGGAGAGUUCAGUGACUUCCAGGAAAUUUUGCGCUAUUUGGAUGAACUAACUUUGUCUGAUCAUAUGUGGGAUGAUGGAAACUCUUUGGGCCCCAAAGAGAUCCACAGCUAUUUGACUAGAGUAAUGUAUAACAGACGCAACAAGUUUGAUCCUCUCUGGAACUCACUUGUACUUGGUGGAGUUAAAAAGGGUCCAAAGGGCGACGAGAAGUAUCUUGGCAUGGUUAACAUGAUUGGUACACACUUUGAGGAAAACCAUAUCGCCACUGGAUUUGGAAACCACCUGGCUAUCCCGAUACUUCGUGCUGAGUGGCGUGAGGAUAUGACUUUCGAAGAAGCUGUUAAGCUGGUUGAGAAGUGCUUGCUGGUCUUGCUGUACCGUGACAGGUCAUCUAUUAACAAAUUCCAGGUUGCCAAGAUCACUACUGAAGGAGCAACCGUCUACCCACCAUACUCAUUGAAGACUUACUGGGGCUUCUCUCACUUCGAAAACCCAGCUCAGGGUGCUGUAGGGUCAUGGUAGAUUCAAGCUUCCACGCAUGCUACAUGUCAGACCAUGAGCUGGGAGGAGCCAAAGUCUGCUGCUGAAACUCUUUCAGCCCUUGUGAACGUUUGUUCUGAACAUCACCAGAGCUCCACAUUUGCUUUGUAUGAUGGUUCUGAUUGAACCGUACUUUCGGUCGUUUGUUGAACAGUUUGAAUGUGGAUUAUGUGAUCAACUUCUCUAGUGCAUCAUUAUCAUAUUCCUUGGUCUGAAA
Molecule: messenger RNA, 1161 nt
Organism: Phragmites australis (common reed)
Lineage: Eukaryota; Viridiplantae; Streptophyta; Magnoliopsida; Poales; Poaceae
Product: proteasome subunit beta type-4-like
Exons: 7
Coding region: 159-926 (255 amino acids)
Cellular component (GO): proteasome core complex, beta-subunit complex; proteasome core complex; nucleus
Source: RefSeq, a predicted model, not a curated record